Messenger RNA from Arabidopsis thaliana (thale cress), 473 nucleotides. RefSeq names its product SAUR-like auxin-responsive protein family. The coding region runs from base 46 to 345 and encodes 99 amino acids. NCBI's taxonomy places the organism in Eukaryota, Viridiplantae, Streptophyta, Magnoliopsida, Brassicales, Brassicaceae. The record is from RefSeq and is marked reviewed. The transcript has 2 exons. Gene Ontology annotation, biological process: response to auxin.
GGAAAAACACAGUGAGGCAAAAGAAGAAAAAGAUAUUCGAGAUCAAUGGGAGUAGAAAGGGGAAGUGGUAAGGGUCUGAAGCAGAUGUUAAAGAGAUGUUCGAGUUUAGGGAAGAAGAGCAGCGUCGACGUUAACUUCAACGGCGUCCCCAAAGGUCACUUCGUCGUCUACGUUGGUCACUCUAGAUCCCGACAUGUCAUCCCCAUCUCCUUCCUCACGCACCCCAUCUUCCAGAUGUUGCUGCAACAGUCUGAGGAAGAGUUUGGGUUCUUUCAAGACAAUGGCCUAACCAUCCCUUGUGAUGAACACUUCUUUCGAGCUCUCAUUUCCUCCAUUAAUCCUUAACGAGACAAAUUGAAGAAGAUCAUAUAUGUACCUACUUGCAUGUGUUAUGUGUAUAUCUUUUCUUCCUAAAUUAAUUAGUUCUCUCAUGUAUUAAUAGUGCAUCGAUAUCAUGUCCUUUGAGAGUUGUA